AGUUCCUGAAGCAGAGUACUUCCAUCAUGGCAGGCUGUAAGUUGGUGCUAGAAGGCAGAGUUAGUGUAAACGCGUUUAUUUUAGGAGUCAGCGUGCUUGUUAUCCCGCUUAUCAGAACCUUUUUCGGACACCAUGACUGGGUCUUUGAUUACCUGACGGAAACUCCCGGGAAAGUCGUGAUUUGCGUUCAUAUCGCGGUUGUCAACGGCCUCUUGCUAACCAUAUACAGGGGACCUCUUUACAAGGUUGCUGUGAGAGCCUGCUUUCUGGGAGUUACUUUUGGCCUUGGUUUAAUGAUAAGCUGCUCCGACACCACAUGGACACACUUUGGCUGGUACAUGUGCUCCCUGUCGUUCUUCCAUUACUCUGAGUACCUGGUGACGGCCAUCAUCAACCCUCGCAGCCUGUCGCUGGACUCGUUCCUGCUCAACCACAGUGUGGAGUACACGCUGGCAGCUAUCUCAUCAUGGGUGGAGUUCACCAUAGAGAAGCUCACAGUUCCAGAGCUGAAGCAGCUGAGCUGGCUGAGCUUGGUGGGUCUGUUCAUGGUGCUGUGUGGGGAGGGUCUGCGGAAGGCGGCGAUGUUGACGGCCGGCUCCAACUUCAACCACAUCGUUCAGAAUGAGAAGGCCACGAGCCACGUGCUGGUCACCAGCGGGGUCUACUCCUACUUCAGACACCCGUCCUAUGUGGGCUGGUUCUACUGGAGCACAGGGACCCAGGUCAUGCUGUGUAACCCCGUGUGCAUACUGGGAUACACGAUAGCCAGCUGGAGGUUUUUCCGGGAGCGUAUCGAGGAGGAGGAGCUCUCCCUCAUCCACUUCUUCGCCGAGGACUAUGUGCAGUACAAGAAGAAGGUUCCCACUGGCCUGCCCUUCAUCUCAGGGAUCCGUGUUAACUAGUCCCGAGCCGGAUUAUGGACUGAGCAGACUUUAAGCACUGAAGCAGAUCAGACCUGGUGGGUGUGUGUAGCGUCCGUCAUGGCGGCUAGCUGCCCUCCAGCGGAGACUCGAGCAGCUGGCUGAGAGCCUCACAGCUCACAGACAGAGACAGUGACGGCUGGGACGGCAGCACGCAGCUGGCCUGCUGAUUUUCUACCAACUUCCAAAAUCCAGUUAACGACCAGAGAACCUCCACUGUACUCAUUUACUCCAAUAAUAUCCACGUCAUGUGUUUUGUUGUGUUUCUGUUUGCAUGCUGUGACCAUGCCGAGUGUUUUCACAGAUGACCUGUUCAGAUCAACGCUGCACUGGACCCACUCGCACCAGUGAGAAGUUAAAAAACGUAUUCUUUAGACGGACAAGUUCAAAGGUUUUUCACAGUAUUGUUAUUGGUUAUGUUUUCAAGAGGUUGUCACAACUUUCCCUACACUUAAAACCUUAAAAAUCAUUAAUGGAGUAUUUCACUAAAGGACAGUCAUCCCCCGUAGGGUCGUCAGGAUAUCAGAUUUUAAACUUUGAUUCAAUACCAGUAAAAAAAAAAUCAAACGAUAUCAAUACCUGUCUCGAUGCUGCAGGAACCCCCUAAUGGCUAAUUUAUUGUUUUUUAAUUACCAGAAUUUGCAGCACAUUACAUUGUCGAUGUAUUUGUGUAAUUUAGACAGUGCUCUCUCUUUGGGUUCACAAUGCGACUGAAGAUCUGUAGUUGUUUUUUGAUCGUUAAAAAAAACGGAGAUUGUUGUGUUUUUCCAACACAUGGUCAAACAUUGUGACGCGAUUGUCCCCUGUAGCUGAGGUCUCCGUUGUGUGAUGCAAAUUCAAAGCACCUCAGCUGUGAACUUUGACCCCUCCAUUAGAACCCAAAAUGAUUGGCUUCUCAGUGUAGUGUUGUCGUUCUCGAGAUCAGUCUCGGUCUGUUAUUACAGCGUCUCCUUCUUCAGUUGAGAAGCUCGGUAACACAGGACUAUACAUUUAUCACAGUAUAACUUAAACAUGAAGAUCUUACCUGUUGACUGCAAAGCCAUCUACAACGGCGGUGAGUCGACGGAUGAAUCAUGUCAGAUUAUCGUGAUCGCCUACUGUUCAUGCCACACCGCUGCAUCCUCAAAGAUCCAAAGCACUAUCGAUGUCGUGUACUGAAGGUUAAAGCAGCACUCAGAUAUUCUCUGUCAGAAAUAUUUAGACCACUGAACCAAACAUUACAUUGUUCGCUUAGCCGCUCCUUUAUGACGACGGGGGAGAAAAGAAGAAGCUUUUUUUCUGUUUACGAUUUUAUCCUCCGAACGAUUAUUUCACUGUAAAUGUUUUUAGUUGUGUGAAGGAUGUUUACGUUUCUAUCAGGUCAGUUAGAGAUGAAGCUGCAGCUUCUCCAGUCGACUGAAUACAUAAAAAGGUUUUUUUUUUAAUAUAAUUGAAGAGAUUAAACGUUGAAAAAGGACCAGUUGGCUUGAGCUGAUGUCCCUGACUGUGAUGUAACCUCCUUUUAUUUAAUUUAUUCUUCAUUGGAUGUUUUUUUUUUUGUGUUUGUGAUGAACAGUCCUUUCGUUUCUUUCGGCGUCAGUUUGUCGUUAUCUGCUGUUGAUCUGUCGGCUCACUUUGUGUUAGGAACCGACCAAACCACUGAGUUGUGUGGAGAUGAAGUGGUCGAGUGAGGCUGACUCUCUCUCUCUCUCUUAUAUCUGAGUAGCGUUACAGUGCUGCUCUUCACUCUCUGAACACAGAUUGUAUUGUGUGUGUGUGUGAGAGAGAAAAAGAGAGCGGGUCAGCAAAGAGUUCAUGACCACUGUUGGUGCUGUGUUUGGUGAAGCGUACAUGUUUGAACUGUAGACUGUCUGUGUAUCAGAAGUGGACGUGCCGACGUGAGGACUACGAUGUUAAAGCCCUCACUUUGGCUGUUUAGCAUUCAUGUUGUUUUUGAAGCCAGAUUUUGGAUGGGGGGGGAGCUGGAAGGGCUCGAGAGGUUUGAGUACGCCAAAUGGUUAGGGCUAGUUAGGUAAGAUGUAUUUGUAAUUCACUAACAAAGAUUUGACUCCUGAAGCUGAACAACUUGGUCCUUAAAUUUACUCUGAAUCGUACCUUAAGCUACAAAUGAACAUCUCGCUAUGUUAAAAGAGCAAUAUGUAACUGACCUCUAGUGUUUAAAAUGGGUACUGCAGUCUAAAUUCUAAACAUCAUAGAGAGCUGUCUCUCCCCCCCCCCCCCCCCCCCCCCCCCCCUCCUCCUCCUCUCUAGAGUCCAUGCUCACUCAGGUCACCAUGUGGUGGACACUGAAGCUUCAGUGUUUAUCCAGCUCUGCAUGGGUCUGUAAGCCUUUCUGUGUUCUAACCUCUCUCCAUUUUUCAAAAGCAUCUCCAAUAUUGAUCCUAGUUUGAGCACGUUUCUGCUCGUGGAGCUUAUUAGAAACAUGCAGACUUCAAUACAAUAAGUGAAUUCGCCCCCUGCUGGACGCUACAGAGAAGGCAUAUUUAAGGCACUACCGCAUUGGCGUCACUAACACCACUUCUUGUAGACAGUUUAUAGUUUUAACAGUUAAAACUUUACAUGUCCUUUAAUUUGAGAAUGUUUAGGAGUACAUCAAGAUCUGGAAGAUUGUCCCAUUGGUCGACUUAUCUAUUAAAAAUGUCAGAAAUCUUAUUGUCCUGCUGUAGAAUUGAAUUAUGUGCAGUAUGUAAUGGGUCUGCUGAUACUUGUGUUGGAGGAACGCAGAGCUGAGGAGUUGUUUUAGCUUUCCUGAAACCAAAAGUGUGAACUGUACAUUUUUCACCCAUAAAAUGAAUCAGGAUUGAAUCUGACUUCAAAGAAUGGAAGACCUCUGCGUAAAAAUAAACAGACCAAAACAUGUUUUCAAAAUCCUGCUACUCUUACUCUGCAUCACCAAUUUAUCAGAGAAAAAAAAUCCAUGUUUCAGUCCUUGUGAACACUUGAGCAAGAGUAGUGUGCAGGAUCCUUUCUUUUAUGUCCUACACAAGGACUUUGAUCUAUGGUACAAUCUACCAAAUCCAGUGUUCCUGAAAUGCAGUUUAGGAUUGAAUGUGUGUCUUUUCAGGUGUUUGCAGUUCAAAGUGACGCACUUGUAGCAUAAUGUAAGAAGUGCACCGUGUAAGGUUAGACAAUGAAAACACUGAAGGGUUUUAGGAUGACCAUCUGCUGCAUGGCACGCCUCAGUCCAGUUUUAGAUUUGUUGCACUUUUUACUGUAUAGAAGAACCAUUUAUCACAGGUCAGAGGGAGAGAACUGUUCAGAGUUUCUCAACAUCACAUGUAUGAAAUAAAAUCAAAGCAAUUAUUA
Labrus mixtus (cuckoo wrasse) is the source of this 4226-nucleotide messenger RNA. RefSeq names its product isoprenylcysteine carboxyl methyltransferase (gene icmt). The record is from RefSeq and is a predicted model, not a curated record. The transcript is spliced from 5 exons. Gene Ontology annotation, cellular component: endoplasmic reticulum; membrane. Gene Ontology annotation, biological process: C-terminal protein methylation. NCBI's taxonomy places the organism in Eukaryota, Metazoa, Chordata, Actinopteri, Labriformes, Labridae. Bases 27 to 902 code for a protein of 291 amino acids. Gene Ontology annotation, molecular function: protein C-terminal S-isoprenylcysteine carboxyl O-methyltransferase activity.